CCGCCCCCCGUUUCUCGCUGUUUUACCCGGGAUACUGCAGUCGUUCCGGAGAUGCUUUCAUCGAACUAAAUUCUUAACGACAGCGCGAAAGGAUGACCCGUUACUCCCAGUCCGCAGCUGAAUAUUAUCCAUCUCCCUGUGCAGCAAGAGCUUGACGGUUUUGAGUUCGGCUGAUCCAGUUUUCAGUAAUUCCAGAACAUUCUGAUGGAGGUUUCCAACACCAUUGGAACUUAGCCAAUUUCCCCCCAGUUAAUAGGACCGCAUUGUGUUUUCUUUUUGCUAACUUGUCUCCAUUGACUGGCCUCGCACGGCCGACUGAACACAGCGAAGAUGAUGAAAUACUGGGGCGAGAUUCCUGUUUCUUCCAAUCAGCCCAGCAGGAGCUCCUUUGACCUGCUGCAGCGGGAAUUUCGGACGGUCGAGGUCCAGGACCCGCCACUCCACCAGCCCUCGGCCAACAAGCCUCGGCCCACCACCAUGUUGGAUGUCCCAUCCGAACCCUGCGGCCUGACCAUCCACACCAUCCAGUUGAUGCAGUAUAACAGGCGUCUGCGGAGCCUCAUUGCCACCGCUCAGAGCCAGCAGCAACCCGAGGGGAUAAAGAGCGAAGAGAUGGAGCCACUUCUCCUGCCUAGCUUACCGCCUGUCCCAGACGAGCUGUUGCCCACAGAAAGCGCGACGCCCAAACUAUCCUUCCAGCUGAAACACAGCGACCCAGAGAGCGACUUCUACAGAGGGAAAGGCGAACCGGUGACAGAGUUAAGCUGGACGUCUUGCAGGCAGCUCCUGUACCAGUCUGUGGCCACCAUCCUGGCCCACGCUGGCUUCGAAUCAGCCAACGAAAGCGUCCUGGAGACGCUGACGGACAUCGCCAGCGACUACUACUUCAAGUUCACCCGGCUCCUGCGGUUUGCCACUGAUCGGGAGGCCCGGGUUGGGCAGACACCGUUCCAGGAUGUGAUGGAGCAGGUGUUUCAUGAGGUGGGCAUCGGCAGCGUGCUCUCUCUGCAGAAAUACUGGCAGCACCGCAUCAAGGACUAUCACAGCUACGUGCUUCAGGUGAGCAAGCAGCUCGCUGAGGAGUAUGAAAAACUCGUCAGUCCGGAGAAAACCUCCAUGGAAGAUGCGAAGCCGCUGAAAAUCAAGGAAGAACCCAUCAGCGACAUUACGUUCCCCAUCAACGAGGAGAACGAGAGCGAUCCAUCUGCGGGUGACCAGGCCCUUCAACUCGGUGUCCUCGCUCAGACUCAUGAACGGUUUGAAGUUGAUGCAUCCCCUCAGACUUCAGGCCCAGAAGUGAGCAGCUCUCCCCUGUGGAACCUCACUCAGGUUAAAAUGGAGCCUCAGGAGAGCGAGGAAGGUAAUGUGCCUCCACAUGGCGUCUUGGGAAAUGAUGUCUUCGAGGAGCCCAUGUCCGGCAUGAGUGAAACGGGCAUCCCACAGACUCCCAACACAGCGGGCUCAGACGCCAGCUACGUCUCCCACUCUCCUGACAGCCUGAUGAAUUCUUCGCCCGUUUUCAACCAGCGUCCGAAGAAAAAGAUGAAGAAAAUGUGAAGAUUCCUGGCUGGGGGGGAUGGGGUGGGGAUGGGAAAAAAGACCAUUCUUUUCAACUUGUGUACAAAGCAGUUCUUCAGACAGUCAUGGCAUGGAAGAUGUCACAUUGAUGCUCAGAUCAAUGGCUCCCCUUUGGUCAGUAGAUGCGGCCACUGUCCUAGAGUGAAGCUCAGACAUACUGAUCGGGAAGAUCCCAGGUCGCUGAUCUGUGUUGAAGUACCUGAUCGCAGGUGGCACAGCAGUAUUUGUGGGGUGGUGCCACAAUUAAGUGUCGUCACCCACUGGGUUACGAUAGAGGGGGAGAAAAAGCAUCCAGAGUUUACACUACUGGAUCUGACUCUCCACCUAGUCUGAGCUUGCAAGACCACUUUGUCUUGAAAUUCAAAGAUGGUGCAGAAUUUCAGAAAGUUCUUAAAUCCAGUCUUAAUUUGAA
Messenger RNA from Callorhinchus milii (elephant shark), 1990 nucleotides. It is a transcript of the gene supt7l, whose product is annotated as SPT7 like, STAGA complex subunit gamma. Gene Ontology annotation, molecular function: protein heterodimerization activity; transcription coactivator activity. NCBI's taxonomy places the organism in Eukaryota, Metazoa, Chordata, Chondrichthyes, Chimaeriformes, Callorhinchidae. Gene Ontology annotation, cellular component: SAGA complex. The record is from RefSeq and is a predicted model, not a curated record.